Messenger RNA from Rhodofomes roseus, 819 nucleotides. RefSeq lists its product as uncharacterized. The record is from RefSeq and is a predicted model, not a curated record. The transcript has 3 exons. Lineage: Eukaryota; Fungi; Basidiomycota; Agaricomycetes; Polyporales; Fomitopsidaceae. Bases 1 to 819 code for a protein of 272 amino acids.
AUGCGACUUCCGCCCAACGCAAUGCCUCCCAGCGACCACGACAACACUCCAGUGCCGGAACCAGCGGAGCUCACUCCUCAGCAGCUUGCGGUCGCUAUCCAGAUCUACCGCGGUUUGGCGGCGAUGUCGAGCACCAGCAACAUCGAGGCUGGGGGGCAGGAUGGCCUCGACGACCUUCGUGGUCUUGCCGAGGCCCUUCCUGAUGUCGACGGGCUCCCGGCAGACACUGUGCAGCCCCCUCCGCCUCCGUCUUCUCCGGCGGUUGUCUCGCCCCCUCUGCCUGCCGCGCACGACAGCCAGUUCUUUUGGCCUGUUCUGGCUGAACAGCUCAUGGAGGGUAAUGUCGAGCCUCCUCCGCCGGACAUCACCAACAACCACGCUGCUCCGUUGGUGGCUCCUCCCACCCCGGUGACCGUCCGAGUGCGCCGGCGCGCCACCAUUGAUGUUGCUCCGAUGGUUGCUGUCGGCGUGCAGCCGGCCCCGCCCAUUGUCCGCCGGCGUCCUGCGCCUCCUGUCACUACCGCCCCUGCAGUCUACCACAUCCCCGUUGCUCCACCCGUGCCUGUCGCAAACGGCGCUCAAGUCCCUCAUGCGCCCGCCGCCCCAUAUACGCCUAUUAUUGACGAGUUCGAUCCGACGGUCGACACGUGGUACGUUGUUUUUCGCGGCCGCAGAGUGGGGGUGUUCGCCAAUUGGGACCAGGCAUCUGUAUACGUCAAUCGUGUCUCGGGCGCUGCCCAUAAGGGCUUCCCGACGUUCAGAAUGGCACUCGAACGCUUUCGUGGCGCGGAAGCUCGUGGCACUGUGAUGGAGGUCUAG